GAGCCAGAAAGGGAGACACCCAAUUCCUGUCCCAGACGGCUGGAAAUUGAAAGUAACUUUUUGUUACCCUUCCCGCCAGGAGCCAUGGCUGCAGAGAUCCCUGCAGAAAGUCUCUGGGAUGAACUUUCUUGUCCCAUCUGCCUGGAGUAUUUCCAAGAGCCGGUGUCUAUCCAUUGUGGGCACAACUUCUGCCGGGCCUGCAUUAGCCAGUGCUGGGAGGAGACAGAUACAAACUUCUCCUGCCCCCAGUGCAGAGAAACCGCCCAGCAGAGAAACUUUAGGCCCAGCAGGGAACUGGCGAGAGUUAUCGAAAUAGCCAGAGGGCUGAGUUUCCAGGCAGCCAAAGGCUCAGGAGGGGAGCCAGUGUGUGAAAGGCACCAGGAGGCCCUGAAACUGUUCUGCGAGGAGGAUCAAACCCCCAUCUGCGUGGUGUGUGAUAAAUCCAAGGCUCACAGAUCUCACAAGGUGGCUCCCAUAGAGGAGGCUUCCCAGGAGUACAAGGAACAAUUCCAGACCCGACUGCAGGCUCUGAUGGAAGAGAGAGAACAGCUCCUGGGGUGGAAACUGACUGGAGAGAAGAGAAGCUCAGAGUACCUGGGAAAGACAGAAGCUGAGAGAGAGAAAAUUGUGUCUCAAUUUAAGCAGCUGCACCAAUUUCUGGAGGAAGAAGAGCGAAUCCUGCUGGCCCGACUGGGAGAGCUGGAGAAGGAGAUUGUGAAGCUGCAGGGUGAAAAUAUCACCAAACUCUCCGCGGAGAUUUCCCGUCUCAGCGAGCUGAUCAGCGAGAUGGAGGGGAAGUGCCAGCAGCCAGCAAGUGAAUUCCUGCAGGACGUCAGAAGCACCUUGAGCAGGUGCGAACAGGGGAAGUUCCAGCAGCCAGUGGAGAUUUCUCCUGAUCUGGCAAAGCGACUUGGUGAUUUUACCCAGAAAAACAUUGUACUAAAGGAGCCUCUGAAGAAAUUCCAAGACGCUCUGAUGUUUGAAUUGCAGACAGCAAUGACUCUGGAUCCAGACACGGCUCAUCCCCAACUCAUCCUGUCUGCGGAUCAGAAAAGUGUGAGACUGGGGGAGACACGGCAGCAAGUGCCCAACAACCCUGAGAGAUUUGACACUGCACGCUGCGUGCUGGGCUGUGAGGGAUUCACCUCAGGGAGACAUUGCUGGGAGGUGGAGGUGGAGGCUGGGCGAUACUGUGCUGUGGGGGUGGCCAGAGAGUCUGUGAGGAGGAAGCGGGGGUUGACUUUUAACCCUAAGGAGGGGAUCUGGGCUGUGCAGUGGCUGCAUGGGGAUCGAUAUCAGGCUCGCACCUCCUCUGAGACCACAGUGUCAGUGGGCUGGGUCCCCAGCAGGAUCCGGGUUUGUGUGGACUGUGACGAGGGGCGGGUGGCAUUUUUCAGUGCUCACAACAAGGCCCCAGUCUUCACUUUCCCACCAGCGUCUUUCAAGGGGGAGAGAAUCCGCCCUUGGUUCUGUUUCUGGGGCAGUGAACCUGAAACCGAGUUGAGACUCUGUUCCUGAUACACAGGGUUAUCUGUCUGCCUGCAGGCUAUGAAAUGGGCUUCUCUAGCCUCUGGCACCCUCAUUUCUACACCCUGGAAUCUAGAGUGGGCUGGUGACCUGUUCUCCCCCCUCCAAAACACCAACCAAACAAAACCACCCAACCCUCAGGGACAUGGACCAGCCUGUUUGUCACUGUUCUCUAUGAUCCCGGAGUACUCUAGCAUUCUGUGUGGUCAGAGAGCAAGAGUUGUUGUCCUGGGUGAGGGAGGACAGUACAGGUGGCAAAUCUUUGGGGCAGGGGAGGGACAGGAGAAAAUGGUUAAUCUUCACUUUUGAUGAGAGUUUUCUAGAAUUUAGCAAAUUCUCGUCUCCUGCUGGGUAAAAUAUAGCAAUAAACCCAGGAGCCAUCAGAACUAGUUGAUUCACCAGUGUGGGGUUUGUUUGCUUUUUACUGACAUGCUCGGUGGGGUCAAGGUGGGUUAUAGGCCAUUGGAAUUGCAACAACAGUAAUGAUCAUGCCUCUGCUAGGCCACAUUCAGGUGCUUUCACCCAGAGUCUGUUGGAUCUGAAUUUCCCAGCCCGGGACAUGUAGCUAGCUACUGGUUUAUACUUUGUAUAGACCAGCGUCACAUAUGUAGUUGUGCGGCACCUCUACUGGCCGUGUUCAGAAACUAAAGGGCAUCAUCAUCUGUUCGAGACCUUGAAUGUAUGGUUUGUGCUUUACAAAAUGGCGUCCUGACCCCUCACGUACAGUAUGUGUGAGGUCAUGACCUCACUCGUAUGGUGUAUGAGAGGUCAUGCCAUGCUGAGGAUACUAUUUUGUAGAGCUGGUCUGUUGCAGGGACGGAUGCGUUCGGGGACCAGACAGAAUUGUCCUGUGGGUGGAUCUGGCCCAUGGGCCACCAGCUGAACUAGCUUUAUAGGUAGGGUGACCACCCAUCCCUUAUAUCAAGGGCCUGUCUCUUAUUUCAUUGAUGUGUCCCUUAGGGUGGCCACCCAUCCCUUAUUUAAAGGGAUGUCCCUUGACCACAGUCAGCAUUAAAUUGAUGAUGAUGAUUGCAUUGUAUAUUUAAGGGCAGUAGGAAUUAACUCUUGAGAGAAACGUGCGUGAUGUGCUACGGGAAAUGGUAUUUGCCUAAAAUGUCCUUGAAAAUAAAGAAU
Molecule: messenger RNA, 2661 nt
Organism: Mauremys mutica (yellowpond turtle)
Lineage: Eukaryota; Metazoa; Chordata; Testudines; Geoemydidae
Product: zinc finger protein RFP-like
Exons: 7
Coding region: 85-1518 (477 amino acids)
Molecular function (GO): zinc ion binding; protein binding
Source: RefSeq, a predicted model, not a curated record